This is a messenger RNA of Raphanus sativus (radish), 1341 nucleotides long. RefSeq lists its product as uncharacterized. The transcript is spliced from 2 exons. The record is from RefSeq and is a predicted model, not a curated record. Bases 1 to 1341 code for a protein of 446 amino acids. Lineage: Eukaryota; Viridiplantae; Streptophyta; Magnoliopsida; Brassicales; Brassicaceae.
AUGGGAGAUGAAGAACAAAGUGAUUGUGAUUGGGAGCAAGAAGAACAAUUGUUGUCUGAUGAAGAGAGUGGUUAUGAAGAAGAUCAGUGGACAGAUGAUUGUUCCAAUACUGAUUAUGAUGAUGAUCCAGAUGGUGGAGAGCUUGAACCAGAACCACCAGACCAUUAUCAAGACAACACCAGCUCCGUAGACUGGUCUAGAGAAGAAGCUGACCAGAGAAACAACCAUGAGGGCGAGUUGUAUCCAGAGGAGAUUGGAUCCGAGAUCAGCCUAGAAGAACACAGCCAGCAUGAAGAGGAGAUUCAUGGAGUAGAAACAGAAGAUUGUUUCAAUGAAGAGGCUGAAGCAGAAGAGGUUUAUCAAGAAGAUGGCUUUGAUUAUAACUCAGAACAUGAGGAGCCUUAUGUUGAAGAGAGGCCAUGGUGUGAAAUACCAUACUCUGAUCAUGAAGAAGAGGAUGAAGAGGAGUCUCGAUCCAAGGAAAUACCAUGGUGUGAGCUACCUUAUUCUGAUCAGGAGGAUGAUCACCAAGGUGAAACUGAUGCUCAAGUCAGUUCAGACUACUCUGAAGUAAGUUAUGGAGAUGAACCGGAAAGCCACCCAGAUUCUGCUGAAGAGAAUGAAGUCUUAAGUGAGGCUGGAAGAGAUGAUGAUGAUGAGUAUAAGCCAAGAUACAUCACAUAUUCAGGCUAUAACCAAGGAGGGCCAGAAGACUACUUCAGAUGGGAGAAAGAUAUGGAGGAUUGGUUCCAAGCCCACAAUAUUCCAGAGAAGAAGAAGACAAUGUAUGCUGAAGCAACUUUAAUCAAGAAUGCUUAUGUGCAUUGGGAACAAGACAGUUGUGUACGGUUUGAGCUUGAGCUACCAGAGUACUCUUGGGAAGAGAUGAAGGAAUUUCUACAUAAGGAUUUUGUAGAAGAUGCUGAGUUCAUCCAAGAAGCAGAAGAAGAAAAUUAUGCCGAGCCAGAGAGAUUGAUCAUGGCAGUCAGGUCCACCCCUAAGGCUAAACCCAAGAAGACUUGUGAUCCCAAGCCGAGGAAUAUUCUGUGUGACCCAUCUACCAGCAAGAGUAAGGCUAAGGAAGCUGUGAAACUUAAACCAAAGGAACCUAAAGCUGUGAAGAAGAAGAUUAACCAGCAAGAGAAGGGUUCAUACCAGAGUUCACUGCAAGCUCCAAAGGUACAAGACACAUAUCCAGGAGCCAAGAAAGUCUUGCAAGUACCCAAGAAGAAAGCAGAGCAAAAACAGAUCAUUGGAAAGCAACCCAAUGAAGUGGUAGCUAAAACUCCAAUCUGUGAAGCUCCACAUGGACGACCAGGAACAGCCAAUCAAGAGUAUUAG